GGAAGAGGCAUGUUAUUCGGCUGCCAGCCCCAGAAACUUUCCCCUUGCUCCAGCACCACGUUUUAGACGGCCAGACGUCUGCUGUCUUUUAGAAAGCGUUUGUUUUGUGUAGGUUGUGGUCUUUGUGUAGCUGUGGUGAAGGAGUGUGGAAUAAAUGUGUGGCUUCGGGGCUACGAAACUGUGACAUUACAGUGAUCUCCAAAACAGGAAAACAUUUUUUUCAUCACCAGUCAUCUGAGAGCAUUCAAAGACAAAUACAAUGGCUGCCCUCAUCAGCGAAAACUUCAAGUUUGUAGCCCUCUUCUUCAAGAGCAAGGAUGUGGUCAUCUUCAACGGGCUGAUCGCCUUGGGCACCGUGGCCAGCCAGACCGCGUACAACGUCUUCGCCUUCGACUGUCCCUGUUCCUCUGGGCGGAACUACCGCUACGGCCUGGCAGCCAUCGGGGUCCCAGCCCUGGCGUUCUUCCUCAUCGGCAUCACCCUCAACAAGCACACCUGGAACCUGGUGUCGGAGUGCCGCAUCAGGGCCUGCAGGAAGGUGUCGGUCGCGGCGGUCUUUGCACUGCUGGGCUCCGUCGUGGGGCGGGCCGUGGUUGCUCCGGUCACGUGGUCGGUCCUCUCUCUCCUGCGGGGGGAGGCCUACGUUUGCGCCCUCAGUGAAUUCGUGGACCCCUCCUCCCUGGAGAACUUCCCCGACGGGCAUGGGCCGGAGGUCAUGGCUGGAUUCCCUUGCAAGGCCGUCCCUGCAGAUGUGCUUGUUUACUUUGAUGAGAUAAACCGCCGUCUGAAGUACGAGUCCCAGCUUUUAGGCUGGUUGCUGGUGGCCCUGAGCUCCAUCACAGUCUUUCUGCUGCUUUGCCUGAAACGCUGCUGCUCUCCCCUCGGCUACCAGCAGGAGGCGUACUGGUCCCAUUUCCGCUCCAGCGAGAAUCAGCUAUUCAAUCGCACGGCCGACGUCCACGCCAAGAUGUUGGCCGCUGAGAGCGUGAAAAGCUUCUUUGGCUUUGUGGCGUUAGAUAAGGAGGAGAAAGACCAGCUGCAGGAGCAUGGGGAAGUCAAGAACGUUAUCCCGGGGUCUCAGUGGAACCAAAUCACCGGCGUUUACCUGUACAGAGAGAACAAGGGCGUCCCCCUCUACAGCCGGCUCAACAAAUGGUCCAGCGUCCCGACGGAGAAUAACGUAGAGGCUGAUGAGAAAGAGAUGGUCAGGCUUACCUGAAGUCUCCUUGGCGUUUUCCCUCUCAGGUGUUCUCAAAACACACCCCCCCCUCUGUUUUCUCCUUUCCUCUCCACACCAGUCAGGGUCGACCGUGCUGCGAUAACUCAGCAUAAAAUAUGGAUUAUAAAUAGAAAGUAAGUUAUUUCAGGAACCCAGCUCCCUCUCUUAAUUGAAGAAAAUGCAGAGGGAGAAAUGCAGUAGCAAAAAAUGAAUACUGUUCUGAGACAGACACAACACCGCAGUGCCUUGAUCUAAUGUAGUUACGGCCUCCUUCUACAUCUUUCUCCAUCCCCUCUGAGCUCUGUGGAAGGACAAUGCUCGGGCAGCAGGUGCUGUGUAUUCAUCUGUCAUGUCAGACAUGCAUAAAUAUCCUCGUUAUCAAUGCAAACGUUUUUAUGGCUCUAUUGCCCGUGGAGAGACAUUUAGCGCACGUUAAUAAUUUAUCCUGCUUUACACGCACAAACAGCAUCGGAAAGCAUCCGGCCCAUUUACAGAGCUUCUCUCUGGUCCAGUGUGCUCUAUCCAACAUACCUCACACACCAGUCUGACUACCUCUGUGUUCAAGGGGCACAAUGUCAGCUGUGCCACUUCACAUUGGCUCCUCAAAAGCACAAAGCAAAUCACCUUGAGGAAUAAUUUGUGGAAGAAUUUGAAUAAGAGGUGUUGCUAAGUCUUAAAGACCCUAGUAGUCACAUCACUGGGAUAAUUGGCUAACAGUUUCAGUACAAAUACAAUGCUGCUUUACUGGUUAUUGUGGAAGUGCCUAUAUUUCACACCCUUUCAUACAAGCAUCCAAAGCAGCCUACAUCUACAAUACCCUCAUUUUAUACACAUCUGCCCAGUGGGGUGAUACAUCAUAUAUUGAUGUCCACUCUAACUUGUAUUUGAAAUGGCUCAUUUCUACAUCAUAAUAACUUGUAUUACUGAGAGCUACAGCAAAAGUCUCUACAACCUGCAAAACCAAUUAUAUUUAUUUAAUCCAUCUUCUUUGCAGUGAAACAAAACCAAAGUUCAUCGACCAUUUAUGGAACAUUU
This is a messenger RNA of Megalops cyprinoides (Indo-Pacific tarpon), 2254 nucleotides long. RefSeq names its product calcium homeostasis modulator protein 2-like. The record is from RefSeq and is a predicted model, not a curated record. The coding region runs from base 260 to 1219 and encodes 319 amino acids. NCBI's taxonomy places the organism in Eukaryota, Metazoa, Chordata, Actinopteri, Elopiformes, Megalopidae. Gene Ontology annotation, molecular function: monoatomic cation channel activity. The transcript has 3 exons.